CCGGUGCCAGUGUUGCCAAAACCAGCGCCCGUAGUUCGAAAACAAGACUCCUCCUUGCUGAAGGAAGAUGACUAACUGCAGUGAUGACAAGGUUCAGCAGGCGGGAAUUCUUCACCUCCUGCGCCGAGGCGUUGGUCGACCAAGAAGACUAUGAGAAAGCGGAGUUUUGCCUGAACAAGGCCAUAGAGUUAAACCCCGGUGACAGCUACAACUUCCUGCUUAAAGGCCUGCUGCUGCAGAGGAAGAGUCCCGAAGAGGCGGUGCGGAUGCUGGAGCGAGCCGUGGGUCUGGACCCCGGGUGCUCCCUGGGCCUCAGGGCGCUGGGACGCUUGCAUCUCGCGAGAGGUGACAUGCAGAAAGCUACCGAGGUUUUCUCCAAGGGCAUCCUUCAAGCCUCGCUGCACUCCGAGAUAGAAGAGAUCAUGAAACUGAAGAAAAUAGUAUCUGCGGGAACCAUCAGAACAGUGAAUAACGUGUGAUGGGAGCUAUCGUAAUGGAUCGAUUAUAUAUAGAGCUCAGCUCGGAAGGAAACACUUUAUUAAAUUUAUUUAAGGUACAAAAAACUCUUAACAUGCCUCUGACAAUGACACUUCAUUUACUUUACUAGAGCAGAAUUUAUUUGUAUUUUAAAAUAAUAAAAACCACAUGAUCUUUGAUCGUUUUGGUCACUGAAA
Molecule: messenger RNA, 674 nt
Organism: Bacillus rossius redtenbacheri
Lineage: Eukaryota; Metazoa; Arthropoda; Insecta; Phasmatodea; Bacillidae
Exons: 5
Coding region: 84-479 (131 amino acids)
Biological process (GO): protein import into mitochondrial matrix; protein insertion into mitochondrial inner membrane
Cellular component (GO): mitochondrial outer membrane
Molecular function (GO): protein binding; transmembrane protein transporter activity
Source: RefSeq, a predicted model, not a curated record